This is a messenger RNA of Lobosporangium transversale, 651 nucleotides long. RefSeq lists its product as hypothetical. The record is from RefSeq and is a predicted model, not a curated record. NCBI's taxonomy places the organism in Eukaryota, Fungi, Mortierellomycota, Mortierellomycetes, Mortierellales, Mortierellaceae. The transcript is spliced from 4 exons. Bases 1 to 651 code for a protein of 216 amino acids.
AUGCGUGCUUUCAAGAAGAAGCGCAUGCAAUAUAGAAACGAGCAGCCGCAAAGCGACACGCUCUGUUCUUUUACGGCUACCCUCGGCUCUUCUUCUCUCCGGGGAAUCCGCCUGAUGAAAGAGAUGAGCAUCCAAAGCCUUUGUGGACCAAAUCAAAAGGUUUUAUGGGAUCUCUAUAUGAUUGGCGAUACCAAUAAAGUGCAACUGGCCGCUAUGGAGCGACAAACAUCAGACAACCCUCCCCAUCAAGUGGCUACUCUUCCAGCGUCAAGGACUGAAGCUCAAGUGACGGCAACUAGAGAUGACAGCGACGGAGACGAAGAUCAUAAAAAGGAUGUUAAGAUUGUCGAAGAGGACGGCGACGGAAGGGCUCAUUUAGCUUUGGUGGCACGUUCCUCAACGAAGACGAAACAAGAGUAUCACCACCCAUCACGAGGGUCAUAUCGCAACGGUUUAUGUGCCAGUGGAGCACACGCUCACAGGUCCUUCGAGGAUAACUCAAUGCUGUGCCGACUUCUGUGUACCUUCGCCUCCAGAUUAAGUUUAGAACUGUCUGCCAACAAUAGUUGCUUUGGUGUUGAGCUUGACCCAGCUGAAAGGAACACUAUGGCAGUCAUAUUGAUUGAUCUAAUCCCCUUAAUCACACAGUAG